AUGGCAUACUCGACGCCAUAUCUGCAUCAGACUGCCACCGCAGCGGGUGGUGCCAGCGGUGGUGGUGGUGGUAGCGGUGCCAGCGCCAGUGAAUUCAAAUUCGGCCCGGGGCAAGACUUCCGGCGCCUGUCCUUGUUUGAUCCCGCAAGGAUUGACACCUCUGGUGUGACACCGCCGCCACUGUCAAACAAUGCCGCCGCCCCAUCUACUAUAGGCUGGAGUGGGCAGUCUGCGGCUGCGCAGUACAAGGCCAUCAGCAGCACUACACUCGGGCAGCAGCAGCAGCAGCAGCAGCAGCAGCAGGCGUCAGCAAGCCAGCUGUGGAUGGGCGACAUUGAGCCGUGGAUGGACGAGGAGUGUCACGUGGCGGUGAAGAUGAUCCGGGACCGGCUAACAGGCGGGCCGGCCAAUUACUGCUUCGUGGAGGUCGCCUCGCCUGCAGACGCCGAGCGGCUGCUAGCCACACACAACGGCGCGCCGAUGCCAAUGCCGUUCCUGCGCGCCUUCCGCCUCAACCGGGCGGCAGGCGCCAUGUUCUCGCUGUUUGUCGGCGACCUGGCUCCUGAGGUCUCCGAUGUGUUGCUGGCCAGCGAGUUCCGCAGCCGCUAUGCAUCGGUGCGCACAGCCAAGGUCGUGGUGGACCCUGUGACAGCGGUGCCGCGUGGGUACGGCUUCGUGCGGUUCGCCGACGAGCAUGAGCACCAGCGCGCGCUGGUUGAGAUGCAGGGCUGGCUGAUUGGCUCGCGCCCGGUGCGUGUCUCGGCAGCGACGCCCAAGCGCGGAACGGUAGCAGUCGAGCCGGUGCGCGACGGAGCCGGUUCGCCGGCGUCGUCGGCGUCGAGCGACGGCAGCAACGAGUCGUACAACCCGGCCAACCGACCCCACGAGCUGCACGACUUCUUUGCCACGCACGGCGAGGUUGUCUACUGCAAGAUCCCGCCGAACCGCGGCUGCGGCUUCGCCGCCAUGCGGGCUCUCAACGGCCACCUACUGGGCGGCUCGCGCGUGCGGCUCAGCUGGGGCCGGAUCACAGAGCCAUGCCCGGCACAACCACCGGCGGAACCAGAUCCACCACCGUGCCAGCUCUUUGGUAAGCACCCCGCGCAGCAGCUGGGGCUGGGGCUCACCUCUGCCGAUGCUUGUGCCGUGCAACGCCCGCUGCAGCUGGCCAUGCCGCUGCUGGCUGCCAAUGCUCCGCCGCCCGCGCUGCUGGUUCCACCCGGCCCACCGUACCAGCAUCCGCCUGAGACGUAUACACCGCAGGGCUUCUACAAUGCAUCACCCAUGCAUGCUGGCGCCCUCGAGUUCUUUGCCACGCCUACCACACCACACGCCCCGCAUCCACAGCAGCAGCACUGCUACUACGAGCCGUCGAUGCUGUCGACUCCCGUGGCAGGUGCUCUUGACUCGCCGCUGUACUUUUCCUCCAGCCAGCACGUACUGGGCCCAGCCCACGCCCGCAACGCCAGCGCGCAGCUCGACUCGAGCAUGCCGUUCCUUGCCGGACGACCAUCACGCCCCGCGCUACGACUCCCACCGCCUUUCCUAAGCCGCCGCCUGAGUGUGCUGGCCCUCAGCUCCCACCGUAGCUCCACCAACAGCCCCGAGGCUGCUAAGCAGCAACAGCAGCAACAGCAGCAACAGCCGCAGCAACAGCAACAGCCACCACCCAUUGAGCGCCGCCCCAGCGUCGGCGUCAUAGGCCAGCGCCGUCUGUCUGUCCGCCCCACGCUGCAGCACUCGCAGAGCCUGAUCUUCCCAUCGUCUUCCAGCGACAAGCCGGCUGCUGCCUUUGGUGCCUUCGACGCUCCCGGCGACGCUGCAAACAAGUCGGCUGCGCUGUCGACGCCUGUGUCGUCCACUCGCUCGUCGACCUCGUCGCUGUCGCUGCUUGCCGUCAAGCCCCAUGCUGUCAGUGCCGUGGACUCGGCCAUUGGCUUUGCCGACAAUGCCGAGCAUGCGUCGCUGACCGGGUCCUUUAGAAUCCUCUAG
Molecule: messenger RNA, 1992 nt
Organism: Linderina pennispora
Lineage: Eukaryota; Fungi; Kickxellomycota; Kickxellomycetes; Kickxellales; Kickxellaceae
Exons: 8
Coding region: 1-1992 (663 amino acids)
Biological process (GO): mRNA splice site recognition
Cellular component (GO): cytosol
Molecular function (GO): mRNA binding
Source: RefSeq, a predicted model, not a curated record